This is a messenger RNA of Myodes glareolus (Bank vole), 2240 nucleotides long. Lineage: Eukaryota; Metazoa; Chordata; Mammalia; Rodentia; Cricetidae. The record is from RefSeq and is a predicted model, not a curated record.
UACACACUGAGUUUCCAGCCACCAGGUCAACAGAGGAGCCAAAGCAAACAGACCUCGAGGCAGGAGUCACUUCUUUGCCCUGCUGUGGACCUCUCUCUUCUGGCCAGCUCUGGAACCUUCUUACUGAAGAUUCAUCAGGAUGAGCUUGAAGCCCCCACUCACACUCCAGGAGCUGGCGGAGAACAGCCUCCUGAGGAACAAGACCAUGGCAGUCUCUAAUCUGGACAAUAUACCCUCAGUUUUCUUCCCAUCACUGUUCAAAAAGGCCUGCAGAAAGAGAAAAGCUAGCAUUGUGAAGGCAAUGGUGCAGGCCUGGCCCUUCCCCUGCCUCCCACUGGGAGCCAUGAUCAGGAGGGAUGAUUCCUACAGGAGAGUCUUAGAGAUUAUCCUGUCUGGGCUUGAUGGCAUGCUGUGCCAGGAGGUUCCUCACAGGAGGUGCAGACUGAAAGUGCUGGAUCUGCGGAUUCUGCCUUUGAGGAUGUGGGACCAGUGGUCUGUGUUCACGGCUCCUGACUGGAGUGAGAACCAAACAGCAGUGGGUCUUUCAGAAAAGGAGGUGAAACCACGGGUGAAGGUGGCUAUAAACCUGGUCCUGCAGGAAUGCCCAUUAAAGUCCUUGGAGUACUUUGUCAUUAAGUGGGUGGCUCAGAGAGAAGGUCUGAGUCUGUGCUGUAACAAGCUAGAGAUCUGGUCCGUGGCCACUUAUUAUCACAAAGAUGUCUUGGAGACAUUGGACUUGAACUGUGUUCAGCACCUGGGUUUGUAUAACAUGAAUGAUCUUACCUGCCUGCUUAACUUCUCCCCUUACCUGGGUCGAAUGAGGCACCUGUGCAGUCUCCUCCUCUACUGCUUCUGGCUGUUUGCCGGUCUCACGCCAGUGGAGAAGCAGCUGUUCAUCACCCACUUCACCUCGAAGUUUCUCAAACUGAAGCACCUCCAGGCCCUGAUUCUGGAUAAUGUCUUCUUCCUAGAGGAUCACCUAGACCAGCUCUUCUGGUGGCUAAAGACUCCCUUAGAGACCCUGUCUCUGACUAACUGCUUGCUCUCAAACUCAGACUGGGCCCAUAUGGCUGAAUUUCCGUGCACAAGACAGCUAAGACAUUUGAGUUUGAAAGGGGUCAAACUGACUCAUGUUAGCCUAGAGGCCCUGCAAACUGUGCUGCGAAAAUCUGCGUCUACUUUGCUAACUCUGGACUUGGAGUCCUGUCAUUUGCUGGACGGCCACCUCAGUGCCAUCCUGUCCUCCCUAAGGGACUGUACCCAGCUUAUCUCGUUUAACUUCUCUGGAAACCAUUUCUCAGGGAAUUUCUUGAGGGAGUUGAGAGAUCACGAGAUAACCUUAAGAUCUGAAGGGUCAACGGUAGUCAUCAUGCCUAGGUGUGAUGGUCUGUCACCAGAACUUUGAGGUGAUUGUCCAGCCUUGUUUUGAAUGUAUAGAUAAGGGGAGAACUGUUGAACAACCAGUGCAUUGUCUUCCUGCUUUGAAGGAUGUGUGUUGUGAUGUGCGCAUGAUGUGUUGGGACUUGUUGGGCAUAUCAAGCACAUAUUAAGCUUGCUGCACAUAUCAAGCUCUCCUUUGGACACCUGGGAGGAAAAGGCAAUACACAGGUGUCAGAGAAAAUACAUAACACAUGGUUUUAGACUGGAACCAUCAGUUAGUUCUCCCUGGAGGAUUAACCUGUUUUCCACCUUUAAUCUAAUACAGUCCUAUGACUUUGGGUUGUCCUGCCUUUACCUUCUUAGUGCUGAGAAUAGGCUUGCACCACCAGACCUGGUUAUCUGUCUUUUAAUCGAUUCUGUGGCUGUGCCUUGCUAUAUAAAAUAGUAACUUUUUAUAUAGCAGUCGUUUGUGGGGGUUGGAGAGUUGGCUCAUCCGCUUAGAGCACUUGCUGUUCUUGCAGAGAACCUGAUUUGAUUUUCCACAUGCCUCUGAUGUGGGACUCAUUCAUAACUCUAGUUAUAGAGGUCAGAUGCCUUCUUCUGGCCACCGGGGCAUGAAACACACAUAUGGUGCAUAGACAUACAUGUAGGAAAAAAUCCUUAUAACAUAUAGAUAUAAAAGAAUUUAACAAUUGGUUUGUACUGCUGAGGCUGGAUGACUGUCUUGUCUAUGAGUCAACCGCCACACAGCAGUACUGUGACAUACAUGGUAAAUCAUGUAUUUACACUCCUAAAAAACUGUCACCUAUGAGUUUAUGAAUGGAAGCAAGGCAAGUAGAUGUUAACCCUAGUAGGUUUUU